AUGGCUGUCAGGCACUCCUUGGUCCUCCUCCUGCUUCUCGGACUUUGCUGCACUGACCUAACCUGGGCCAAAGAGGGCAAGUCUGCCAAGAAGGGCAAGAAGGGCAAGAAGGUGGUGUGUCCCGCUCAGCUGUCUCCUGAGGACAUGGCCCACGUUCCAGCCAACUCCACCUCCAACAUCCUUAACCGCCUGAUGGUGACCUACGACCCCAGGAUCAGGCCCAACUUCCAGGGAAUCCCAGUGGAAUCCAAAGUCAAUAUCUUCAUCAACAGUUUUGGCUCUAUCCAGGAGACCACCAUGGACUACCGUGUGAACAUCUUUCUGCGUCAGCGCUGGAAUGACCCGCGCCUCCGCCUGCCCACGGACUUCAAGAGCGACGCCCUCACCGUGGACCCCAAGAUGUUCCAGUGUCUGUGGAAACCAGACCUGUUCUUCGCCAACGAGAAGAACGCCAACUUCCACGACGUCACCCAGGACAACAUCCUGCUCUUCAUCUUCAGGAACGGAGACGUGCUCAUCAGUAUGAGGCUCUCAGUGACCCUGUCCUGUCCCCUGGACCUCACCCUCUUCCCUAUGGACACACAGUUCUGCAAGAUGCAACUGGAGAGCUUCGGAUACACCACUCGGGAGCUGGUGUUCAUGUGGCAGUCAGACCCGGUGCAGAUGGAUGAGAUCUCCCUGCCCCAGUUCGACAUCCGCCAAGAGGACAUCAAGUACGGCAACUGCACCAAGUACUACCAGGGCACAGGACAUUACACGUGUGUGGAGGUGAUCUUCACUCUGCGUCGGCAGGUGGGCUUCUACAUGAUGGGUGUGUACGCUCCCACUCUGCUCACCGUGGUCCUGUCCUGGCUCUCCUUCUGGAUUAACCCGGAUGCCUCGGCUGCUCGAGUGCCCCUGGGUAUCCUCUCCGUGCUGUCCCUGUCCAGUGAGAGCAUGUCUCUGGCCUCACAGCUGCCCAAAGUGUCCUACGUCAAGGCCCUGGACAUCUGGCUCAUCACCUGCCUCAUGUUCGGCUUCCUGUCCCUGGUGGAGUUCGCCGUGGUGCAGGUCAUUCUGAACAGUCCCAAGCUCAUUGAAGAGGAGAAGGCCAAAAUGGCGACCAAAGAAAAGGCUCUGAAAGAAAAAGAGGGAAAGAAAAACAGCAAGAACACGGUGAACGGGACUGGAGGAACGCCCAUCCACGUCAACACACUGCAGGUGGCGGAGAAGCCGUGUAAGAAAGUGUGUACGUCCAAGUCUGACCUGCGCUCCAACGACUUCAGCAUCGUGGGCUCUUUACCGCGCGACUUUGAGCUCUCCAACUUUGACUGUUAUGGCAAACCCAUCGAAGUGGCAGGAGGCCUCAAGGCCCAGAAGAAAGCCAAUAAGAAACCAGCCCCACCCAAACCGGUCAUCCCCGCAGCAGCAAAACGCAUCGACCUGUAUGCACGCGCCCUCUUCCCCUUCUCCUUCCUCUUCUUCAACGUGGUCUACUGGUCCAUCUAUCUAUGA
Boleophthalmus pectinirostris (great blue-spotted mudskipper) is the source of this 1494-nucleotide messenger RNA. RefSeq names its product glycine receptor subunit beta-like. Gene Ontology annotation, molecular function: transmembrane signaling receptor activity; extracellularly glycine-gated chloride channel activity; neurotransmitter receptor activity. The record is from RefSeq and is a predicted model, not a curated record. Lineage: Eukaryota; Metazoa; Chordata; Actinopteri; Gobiiformes; Gobiidae. Gene Ontology annotation, biological process: nervous system process; chloride transmembrane transport; signal transduction. The coding region runs from base 1 to 1494 and encodes 497 amino acids. The transcript is spliced from 10 exons. Gene Ontology annotation, cellular component: synapse; neuron projection; postsynaptic membrane.